Sclerotinia sclerotiorum 1980 UF-70 is the source of this 273-nucleotide messenger RNA. RefSeq lists its product as hypothetical. Bases 1 to 273 code for a protein of 90 amino acids. NCBI's taxonomy places the organism in Eukaryota, Fungi, Ascomycota, Leotiomycetes, Helotiales, Sclerotiniaceae. The record is from RefSeq and is a predicted model, not a curated record. The transcript has 2 exons.
AUGGAUAGUACUACCCCUUGUAUCGAAUCUCGAGCAAAUAGUCAUAAUUUGACCAAAUUAGAAGAGGAAGUGCUUAUCUAUAUAGAAGAUAUAGCGAAUUAUAUCCUCGAAUCAUGGGGUGCGAAGAAGAUUGGAAAACUCUGGGCUUAUCGCUUUGUUAAACGAUACUCAGAAUUAAAAAUAUGUUUUAAUUGUGUUUAUGAUUUUCAAAGAGCUCUUUACGAAGAUCCCAAGCUUAUUGAAGAAUGGUUUGGAUUGGUAUCGAAUAUAUAG